This is a messenger RNA of Phytophthora infestans T30-4, 1410 nucleotides long. RefSeq lists its product as uncharacterized. The coding region runs from base 76 to 1407 and encodes 443 amino acids. NCBI's taxonomy places the organism in Eukaryota, Oomycota, Peronosporomycetes, Peronosporales, Peronosporaceae. The record is from RefSeq and is a predicted model, not a curated record. The transcript has a single exon.
GUUUUUUGUUUUAGAAUUCUUAAGCCUCUCAGAAGGGCUAGAUCCGUUUUUAGGUGCUAUUUUAUCUUACAAUUUAUGGAAACUUUGGAAGGUCUCAACGCAAUUCAUGUCACUCGUCAAUCUGCAUCAAAACACACAAGAAUGGGCUCGUGGACGUCGUCUUCAUCGGACGAUAGCGACGAUACUAAGGACACUACAAGCCCGCCGCCUGUACCAACGUCUUCACCAUAUUCCGCUGCGUCGUCAAGUGCUGUCGGCUCCGGCUCAGACGGCUCUCUAGCCGACACAAUUCAGGUCGAAAAUGGGUCUGCCAGUUGCAAUGACCAAGUGGAAAUUGAGCCUAUAACCCCCGCCCCCACCGACUGGACGUCCCAUGAUCGGUGUCCCUACUACCCUCCCAGAAGUGAUGGCUGCACGGAGCCUCGUUCGUGUCGAGACUGCCUCAAUAUCGACGUCGGGGGCUCGGACAGAUGCAUGGUGAACCAAUAUGGCCGCUGCGUGCGAAAGACGCCGGCCACGUUCUCCAAAGAGCUGGUCUUCUGGAACCAGAACGCUUCCAACUAUAAAGACCAGUGCGACGACCAAAAAGUGCAGUUUCCAGCGGACAAAGUGGACUAUUGCUCGUACAAGGACAAGCAGUGCAAAAAGUGUCGAGAUACGGUGUUUUCCGACGUGAUGCACGGGAGAAUCGACGGCUCGUUGACGAAAUUCUGCUACGGCAAAGGAGGGUGCGUGUGCAUUGCAGUGUGUGAAGCUCCGAUCUGGAAAAGCACCGUAGGCCAGACAGUGUGCAAUGGCACAGUCGUCAAUAAGGACUAUGAGAGCCAACACGCUAAUACGUACGGAGGCUCUAUGGGUACGGAAGGACAUGGAGGGCCUCCGAUUGGCAACAUGUUGAUGGGGAUUGUAGGAGGAGUGGCUGCUGCCGUGGUGCUCAUCGCCGCAGUCAUUUACAUCCGCAAACGUCGAGCAAGCGGCGACAGUUCCGGUGGAUCGAGUGGAGCAAGCAACUCGGGGGGACAGACUGGCAAUACACAGGGAGGGGAAGACGCAGCCACUGGAGCCGAGGGAUCGGUGCCUAUGGCGGUGCCAGUGGCGUCUCAGUUGAGUCUCUUUGGCUGGCAAUCCAUGAGAUCCGAGCUGAUCGAGAGAGAACAGUUGCUCCUGGCUGGAGUGGAGGACUUCUCCAACGUGAGAACGGGAUACCUGCAACUCUUAGAUGUGGACGCCUCUGCCCCUCCUCAGGAGGAGGACGACAGCUCAGCUCCAGUGUUGCUGGUCCCUUUGGCAGGUGCAUCAGCGCCGUCAUUCUCCCCGAGAGCUCUUCCUGUGGCUCCGACUGCUCCGUUAGUGUCGCCCUCAGCACCUCCAGCUUCCCCCACGCUUUUGGAGGAGGAGUUAUUGUAAAAA